AUGUUCCCUGAUAACGUGGUGGGUGCUAUGAUUAUGCAACUUACCCAGCACAUGUUCUCGACUAAUUUUAUCGGUAUAUGCUUAUUUGGUAUCAUAUUGGGCAUUGCCAUAUUGCUACUGGAUGAUAAAGUGCCUGGCACUAAACACCCGGCUAUAAUCGUGGCAUUCGGGUCCAAUUCAAGUGCAAUUACACUGCCAGUGACCAUCGAGUGUAUGGAAAACAAUGUAAAACUACCGAAAAGUGUUACCCGCUUUGUGUUACCCCUGGGUAUGAAUGUCCACAUGAAUGGGUUCGCGCUGUACUACCCAAUGAUGAUACUAUUUGUGGCACAAAUGCAUGGCGUCGAAAUCGGUAUGCAACAUAUGGUCAUGCUAACUAUAAUGACCCUGAUCAUGACCAUUGCCAUACCUGCUAUAUCGUCGGGUGGCGCUGUAUGGGUUACAUUUGUGGCAUUUUGUACGUCAAUUGGCAUUGACAACCCUAUGGAUGCCCUUGCUUAUAUCAUGACAGUAGAUUGGAUUAUGGGUCGACUACGAACCGUGACUAAUGUUAUCGGCGAUUGCUUUGUGGCCGCAAUAGUAGCCAAACAUUGUGUCGCAAAUACACCGCAAAAUGUGGAUUUAGUUUAAUAUAAAAAUUAUAAAGUUUUUGUCGAAAUUAUUGUGGC
This is a messenger RNA of Oppiella nova, 668 nucleotides long. NCBI's taxonomy places the organism in Eukaryota, Metazoa, Arthropoda, Arachnida, Sarcoptiformes, Oppiidae. The record is from the annotation of a GenBank genome assembly.